AUGUACGAGAAUGAAGAACGAGAAAAUGUGCUUAAUGGUGCAGUAUUUGAUGAAGAUCACGAUGAGAUGGUGGUUGUUAAGGAUAUUGAAAUGUUUUCUAUGUGCGAACAUCACUUGGUGCCAUUUUAUGGUAAAGUUUCCAUUGGGUAUUUGCCAUGCAAUAAAAUUUUGGGCUUAAGCAAAUUGGCCAGAAUUGUGGAAAUAUUUUCAAGGCGCUUGCAAGUGCAGGAACGUUUAACCAAGCAAAUUGCAGUCGCCGUAACGCAAGCUGUACAACCGGCUGGUGUGGCUGUUGUUGUUGAAGGAGUGUAAGUGUGAACUAUAUUUUA
Molecule: messenger RNA, 329 nt
Organism: Teleopsis dalmanni
Lineage: Eukaryota; Metazoa; Arthropoda; Insecta; Diptera; Diopsidae
Product: GTP cyclohydrolase 1-like
Exons: 3
Coding region: 1-312 (103 amino acids)
Biological process (GO): tetrahydrofolate biosynthetic process; tetrahydrobiopterin biosynthetic process
Cellular component (GO): cytoplasm
Molecular function (GO): GTP binding; GTP cyclohydrolase I activity; zinc ion binding
Source: RefSeq, a predicted model, not a curated record